Molecule: messenger RNA, 1410 nt
Organism: Penicillium manginii
Lineage: Eukaryota; Fungi; Ascomycota; Eurotiomycetes; Eurotiales; Aspergillaceae
Exons: 2
Coding region: 1-1410 (469 amino acids)
Molecular function (GO): heme binding; oxidoreductase activity, acting on paired donors, with incorporation or reduction of molecular oxygen; iron ion binding
Source: RefSeq, a predicted model, not a curated record
AUGUCUUCUGGAAUCCCUCAGCCACCUGGCGUUCCUUUAUUAGGCAACAUAUUCGACGUGAAUCCCAGCGACACAUGGAACUCGCUGAUUAAACUGUCAAAACAAUAUGGCCCAAUCUGCAAAAUCAACGUCCUAGGCAAGCAGAUAGUCUUCAUCAGCAACGUUGCCCUCCUAGACGAAAUCUGCGACGAGCGCCGCUUCCGCAAAUGCGUCACAGGCCCCAUCGUCGAGAUGCGCGCCUGCGCAAACGACUGUCUCUUCACUGCAUACGACAACGAAGCAAUCUGGGGAGUCGCCCACCGCAUAAUGGCACCAUCCGUCAGCGCAGCAAAGAUUCAAACAGAAACCACCUUCGCCGACAUGGCAACCGUCAUCCACGAUCUAACACGCAAAUGGACAUCCGGCCGUCAAAAGCGCGUCCUCUUCACAAACGACCUAGACCGACUCCUAAUGGCAUCCGUCAUGCAAUCUUUCUACAACCAGCGCAUCCAAGUCCUGAAUGAGAACGACGGCCCCGGCGAAAAUUCACCACCGCUAAUCGAGGCCUGGGAAUCCAUCACAAUGGAAGCAAUGAAAAGACCCUCCCGUCCCAAACUCCUGACAAAACUCCUCUACCAGAAAAAGUUCACCAGUGACAUCCGGCUCAUGCGCAAAUUCGCCGCCGACAUCGUUCAAUCCAGGGUGAACGAUAAAGGCCAGGAUCGCGAUGAUCUCCUCCACGCACUACUGCACAAUGCGGACCCGGUCUCGGGCGAGAAACUGAGCGAGUCCCGCGUUGUCGACGAGGUCGUUACUAUGUUUAUUGGGGCUGCGACGGCGGCGAAUCUCGUCUCGUACGCUUUGUACUAUUUGCUUCGGAAUGGGGAGGUUCUGGCCAAGGCUCGGGCGGAGGUAGACUCGGUUGUUGGCGGGUCGUCGAUCACACUCGAGAAUCUGAAUGCUCUGCACUACUGUGAGGCCGUUAUUCGUGAAACGCUGCGCCUUUCGGCCACGGCGCCUGGUUUCAAUAUUGAGCCUGUCCCGACGGAGGACAAGAGUCCGGUCUUGUUGGCUGGGGGCAAGUAUCAGAUCCCGCAUAAUCAAACUAUGAUAUCAGUUCUGCAUACGGUGAAUCGGGACCCAGAGGUCUUUGAGGAGCCGGAGAGCUUUAUUCCGGAGCGGAUGCUGGGGGAGAAGUGGGAGGCGCUGCCAAAGGGUGCCAGGAAAGGGUUUGGGAAUGGAAAGCGUGAGUGUUAUGGGAAGAUGUGGGCGUGGCGAUGGUCGAUUUUUACUUUGGCGAGUAUUAUCCACGAGGUGGAGUUUGAAUUUGCGGAUCCCAAGUAUGAAUUUACUUCGAAUGGUGCUUUCAGUGUGAAGCCCUUGGGAUUUUAUGGUCUUGUUAGUCCAAGAAAGAAGGGUCCGAGUCUCUGA